Molecule: messenger RNA, 3486 nt
Organism: Cyphomyrmex costatus
Lineage: Eukaryota; Metazoa; Arthropoda; Insecta; Hymenoptera; Formicidae
Product: C-Maf-inducing protein
Exons: 9
Coding region: 72-3170 (1032 amino acids)
Source: RefSeq, a predicted model, not a curated record
UAUUAACUCCGAUUAGAACUUCAGUCAGUCUUCUAACGAGGACUUCUAAGAGUCUGCCUACAAAUCGCACAAUGUUUUGCUUCCAAGCUCCCUUCACGCGAUCGCGUGGCGUUACGUCCACCGCAUCGCUAUCGAAGAGCAAGUCGUCGCUGUCGAAGAGUAAGACCUCGUUGUCGAAUGCGAUCCCAUCGCCCACAUCCGCCAAGACAUCCAACGUGAGCGAGCGCAACCGACGUGGCUCCGAGGCGACCAGCGAGGGCUCCAACUCUUCCAUCAAAUACAUCGAUCAGGUCUCGCUGUCCGGCGGUAGCAGCACGGAAACAUUACCGGGUAUCCGUGCUGAUUACCUCGAUCUUGAACCUUUAUCGCCUGGAGCGGACGUUUUGACUUUGCCUAACGAUAUAAUGGUCGUUUUAAACGGCAACGAUACCAACGACGGACAGUUUCUGCAGGACGAGACUCAGACUACGCGUUCUCUGUCGUCGCCGAAGAAGUCGAAUAACAACAGCAGCAGUUGGCGUCGCAAGCUCAUGCUGCGUCUUCGUUCCAACGAUUCCUCGAACUUGAACAAUGGCGAAAUACGCUCUUGUUCGACGUCUCCUUCACCCGCGAGCGAAUCGAUAGCGGAGUCCCCGUCUUCAUUGAGGAAUCCUCGUGCAGACGAGGGACGACAAAGUGACAAUACCACAGCGACGACCGUCUCGUCGCCGUCGGUUCUGAUCGACGUGAUCGACGACAGCUCUCAGGUAGCUGCUGCCUCUGUCGAAUCUCUGGAAAAUGGCUUCAGCGAGCCCGAAGAAGAGAAUAACAACGAAGAGGAUGAGGAGGAGGCCUCUCCGGAGACUGAGACCGAGGAGGGCUUAUCUUCACCGUCCAGUCCAGCAGCCGCGUCGUCCACCGUCGGUCUGGCUACUUCCGCGGCACCACCUUAUUACGACUUUCUGUCGGUAAACGGCGGUACCAUGCGGCAGGAGACCACCAGUACCAGCUCGCCGCAACUAUCGUCUGGCGCGAGUUUGCAUUCCAGCGAGUCACCGCCCGCCGACACCUGCAACUCCUAUAGCGAGGAGCGCCACAGCAGUCCGGCUAUGGACUCGAUGAAGCCCGAGAGCCUCGACACGUCUGGGUGCCUGCCAGCUGCGAGAUCUUGUCCGAAUCUCGAGCGGCAAAGCGCUGGUCGCUCAUCAACCAGCGGCUCGUUGAGCGCGAGUCCAAGUCCGGGACUGACCGGGCCUCGUUUCAAGCCUCUUGAGGAAGGCGACAUACAAAUGUGCUACCUGAAUCACACUGAAACCCUCGUGAAAAAGAUCCUGUCCAGCAAGUUCCUAAGACGCUGGGAGACCCACCAUCUCUAUCUCAAUGACGCUUGUUUAUCCUCCAAAACGCUCACGGGUUUUCUUCAGCAACCUAUUCCGUAUAUUAGCAUGUCGGAGAUCCGGAAAUACGUUGUCACCAGGUGGGACCCUGCAUAUAAAAACUGCCUCAAAAUCGUCGUGCCGCACGGUUCGCUUUUUCUGCAAGCUAACAACGCUUACACGAGGGACCAGUGGUAUCAUUCGAUAUUAUGGAAGAAAAGUAUCUGCAAGUAUCAACUUCUCGUCUCGAUAAGCUCUCGCGAAGAGGUGAUAUUGCGCGAAUUGCGCAUUAUGGUGGAUUUCGCUCUGUGGACACCGCUCCAGGACGAGAGAGUGGCAGGCGCCCCGCUGGAGGCGGUCGCUAAAUUGUUGGACGAACCCAGCGUGGAGCCUGACUUGGACGAGAGAACAGAAGAGAUUGUUCGUGAUCGCAGAAGCUUGGCGGAGGCCGUUCUCGCCGUGGUGACUCCGCUUUUGGAAAAAGCAGCACCGCCAGUGACGCUUGCGAGGGUACUCACUAACCUGGCGCAACAACAUCCGCGAUCGCAAUUGGUCCCGCUGCUUAUCCCAGCGAUCACGAGAUGCCUGAAGCACACCGUUGACUUUGGCAAGUCGCCGGACAUGAGACAACUGAUACAGGUAUUCAUCGCCGCUUUGUACGAGAACAAUGACGGUGAGCAGGCGAUCAGGGAUUACGUUUCGUCGAUUCAUGGACCGGGUAGCGAUUGUCCACACCCGAGAGUGCUUCCCAAUCUCAUAUCCAUCUGUGUCGCGGCCAUAUUCCACAGGUUCGAAGUGUUGAGUCGUGCGUCAUCGAACGAGGACAAAUCACCGUCAUUGCCGCCGUUGCAGUGUUAUUUGCUCGUCUUGGAUAUCGCGUCGGAAUACGCUGACUGGCGUUCAGGUCUUGGGGCACUGUUGCAACCCGUCCCAUUCCCUGAAAAGGCUUUGACCGUGAGAGAAGUUCAGGAAUCCGUACUAAUGUGCGUGGUGCAACGACUGGCGAAAGAUCCGAGAUGUGCGGUGCAUCGCGUCUUGCUGCCCGUCAGAGAAUCGCGUCCAGGCUGGAUCCAUAUCGCCGCACCAUCCAGCCCAGCUUGUCCAGAUCGUGGAGAACUAUUCGGCGAAAUGCUCACGACUCUUUUGGCGUGCUGCUGUCGGCGGAAGAGAUUUAUUGCAACCCUGCUGAAGCAAGCGGGUGAUGAUUGCAUCUUGCUGGCGGUACGAGGCUGCGACGCUGCGCAGGAAGCGCUUUGCUUGAUGCUCGAGUGGCGCUUUCUGCCAAACGAGGAGGCGAGACUCCAGAUAGUUAACGCGCUUGAAUCCACGGAAUCCGGAAAGGAGCGCUAUGCCGCUCUCUGUCAGAGGCAGAAGAAUCUGCAGGAGUUGCAACAAAAGGGCGGACCGCGGAAAUUAACGCUUCCAGUACGAGCGACCGACGCCGACGUUGCCCUUCUAUUAGGCGGUCGUGCUCUCGGUAAUCUCGAAUGCCUCAGCCUGGCUUUCACCUCUGUGACGUCCGCGUGCGCGGAACAAUUGAUAAAGUUGCCAGCGCUGAGAUAUCUGAACUUGUGGGCUACGCAGUUCGGCGACGCCGGCCUACAGUUGAUUAGCGAGCAUUUGCAGAAGCUGCAGGUGCUGAACCUCUGCGAGACGCCAGUAUCCGACAAAGGCAUCUCUACAUUGGCCUCAUUAACCAGCCUAAAGAAAUUGAAUCUUAAUAGUACGAAGCUGUCGGCUCAGACGUUCGAGUCAUUGAAGAAGCGACUACCGGCCCUGCAAGAAUUCGACGUUCGAUACACGGAGGCCUGGUGACCCUGGUUUAAAGUCAAGACGUCCAACUCUUCGUCCAACGGCAGUAGUGUUCGUCGUGAUUCGAAAACGAAGAAGCAACGCUGAGGUGUUUGGUCGUCCCGAAAAAAAUUCAACAGACGUCAUGAGAUGAUGUCCGUAUUUUCGGUGUAAUCAAUUCAAAUGAAUAUCGAGCAUUGGGCGCGAUAAAUUCGUUUGUUUUGCUUCGAUUUUGCUAAUAUGCGACGUCUGCUAUCAGCAUAACAAUCAAAUAACAAUCGCUGAAAACUAUGUACUUUGUGAAAUUUUCCUAAGGAAAGGAAACAAAGUCUUUUACACU